This is a messenger RNA of Oreochromis niloticus (Nile tilapia), 3251 nucleotides long. Its product is annotated as nectin-4. The transcript has 6 exons. Gene Ontology annotation, biological process: heterophilic cell-cell adhesion; homophilic cell-cell adhesion. Bases 353 to 1360 code for a protein of 335 amino acids. Lineage: Eukaryota; Metazoa; Chordata; Actinopteri; Cichliformes; Cichlidae. Gene Ontology annotation, cellular component: adherens junction. The record is from RefSeq and is a predicted model, not a curated record.
GUGUCUCUUCUUUCCAAGCUCCUUAAACUAUGAUGACCUGGAUGACUGAGAACCUUCAUAGACAUAUCAGCAUGGACUGGUUUUUUAGUUACACAAAGCAAAUAAAGGACUGGUGCACCGCAGGUUUUGCCUCAUCUUGCCACCGCCUUCAAGCUGGACUCAAGUUUAUAAAGAUCCCAUGUCAAAGUAUUGUGGUUACUUAAUUUGUCUUUUUGAGAUGAAGUGCAGCUUCUUUCAGAGUGUUUAAGGAGGCCAGAUGCAAAUAAAAUUGUUCUUUAGUGUUUAAUCCUGUAAAACUUCUUGGGUACUCUGCUGUUUCUACUUUUCUGCUUACUGUCAUUAAUAGUGUUUCAUGCUCUUUACAGCUCUCCAUGUGAUCGGUGGAAGUGUGAAAGUGGUUCAAGGAGGUACUGCUAUUUUACCGUGUUAUGUCACUGAUACCAAUGAUGACCUGACACAGAUUUCCUGGCAGAGGAGGACAAGAGAAAACCCUCGUAAUUACAUUUUUUUUACUGCUUCUUACUCAGACGGAGACAGACCACAGUUUUUCAAUGAACAAUUUAAAUUUAUUGGCAAUUUUAAAGACAAAAAUGGAACUCUCCAGUUAUUCAAUGUUACCCUGAAGGAUGAAGGCAGCUACACGUGCAUCUUCACCUUGGUUCCCAGUGGAAAUCAGAAGACUGAGAUGCCUCUAAAAGUUUUUGUGCCUCCUUUCACAAGUGUCAAGGACAACCUUCCGACUUUGGGCACAGAAGAGGUUUUAUUUGCUACCUGCACAGCUGCGGGAUCCAGGCCUCCUGCAGAGGUGAGGUGGCUCACUGGUGCUUUGGCAGACAGAGUGAGGACGACAAGAAAUUACAUCCAUUAUGACAACGGUAUGACUACCACCGUCAGCUCUCUGUUUGGUGUACCUACGGGAGAUAUUAACGGUCACAAGGUCCAGUGUGUCAUCAGCGGUGACUCCCUGUCUAAAGAAGAAACCCUGCCCUUCACCAUACAGAUCUACUUCUCUCCCAGAGAAGUGAACAUUAAAGCCAUUUCAGGGGACUCAUUUGAGUGUGUGACAGAAGCCAACCCAAAUGCAAACUUUACCUGGAGCAGAUCUGGACAGUCUUUACUGCAGUCUGCUGUCAGAGUAGAGGGUGCAAAGCUACAACUGCUGAGUCUGACUUCUGAUCUAAAUGGCCUCUAUCAGUGUGAAGCAUCUAACAAAUAUGGAAGAAAACAUGGUCAGCUCUAUGUGCAUGUGCCAUCAGGUGAGGAGCAUGCUCUGCUGCUUGGGCCUUAUUUGGUGUUUUGCUUUUCCUGGAUGUCAUUGGAGCUGCAGCAUGGUGCUUUUAUGCUGCAUGGUUGCAUUUAAAAGAAACAAGAUUGUCCAAAGUGUUUUGCGAGUUUCUGCAAAUUCUGUUGAAAUCGUUCAAACUUUUAAACAAAUUCCCUGACAACUGUGGAAGCAAAAGGUUGACAACAUCUAGAAUGAAGGCUCCACUAAUAUGUCAUCCCAGACUCAGCUGCCUAAUGAACACAUGAAGAACAGGUGGAGGUACUUGGUGCCUUUUUAUAUUCCUGCUAUUUAAUUUGUUUUUUCCAAGUUUUUGUUGAAAUUUCUUUUUUGCUGUUAACCUGCUUUCAUCAGCAGUUUACUGUUGACAGCAGUGGUAUUAAUGUGGUUACUGUGAAUUCAGAUAUGAGUAGAGAUCUUCCUGCUGCUAUUUAUGAACUGAGUCAAAAACAUAUGUCAUCAGCUGUGACAGCAUGGCACUGCCUAUGAGAUCACCUAAAAAUACAAGUUAACUUGUUAACAUGUUAGUGCCUCAAAACAUACUUUAAAAAGAAGAAAAAAAGGGAACAGAGAAUGUAAUGGGCUGAAAGGAAUGCUGAAGUUGGAAAAUGGCAAAUAGACCCAAUAAAAUGGAUCUGCAAGGCCAGUAAUGUUGUGGGGAUGAAGGUGGACUGCGUUAAGCUGAUGGCAGAGAGACAGAUGAUGUCUAAGAUGAGGACGAUGCUGGACAAUACCACCCACUCCUUGACGUGCUGAUCAGUCACAGGAGCACGUUUGGUGAGAGACUAAGACUACCCAUAAUGCACCACUGAAUGACACAGGAAAUCAUUCCUGCUUUUGUCUGUCUCCCCCCAUUUAAUGCACAGCUUACACUGUACCCGUUUCCACAUCCUCUACAGUGAAAUAACAAAUAACAAAGUUUUACAGUUUAGAGUCAACCAUCUAUAUUUAAUCUCUUUAAUAUUCUGGAUAUUUAUAAUUGACCUAUGUGGAUAUAUUAGAGGAUUUGUUUUGUUUGUUUUGUAGCUUUGUAAUAUAUUGUAUUAUUUAAUUUACUCCAGUUUGUUACUGUUCUUAUUGUCUUGGAGCAACAGUCACCACAUAAUUUCCUUAGGGAUUAAUAAAGUAUUCCGAUUAAAGAGAAGUACAACUAGAGGCUUAUUGUUUUCUGGAAAAGGUGAAUUGAGACUAGGUAUGCUGUAUGAUAGUGGGACUGACUGAUGUGACUUUGACCGAACCUUGACUGACAGAUCAAGGUUCAGAUCAUUCAUUGAUCUUCUACUCUAAAUGUCACAUUUAUGUUCUAUGUUACGGUAAUGACAAUAUGAAGGAUUGAUUGUAGUUCAAAAGAGUUAUGCACAAAUCAGUCAAGCAUUUGAUUGGUCUGUUCUGAAUCCCACCUCUUUAUAUGGCCGCUAAUAUCCAUUGACAUGAAAUAUCGUUUUUUUUUAAUGAUACUUUUACUUGACUGUGUACAAUAUAUACAGGGGACAUUGUUUCUAAAUACUUUAUGUUCAAUAUGAGGGAAUUACAUGACAGAAAACUUCCAGUAAAUGUUGCGUAUAUGCAGUGAUGUAGUGAUAACAAUUAUUUUUACACUACAGUGACAAGUUAAAUAUAUAUGGUUCAAUAUACUUUGUAGUAAAGUAAUGCAGUUACAAGUUAAAUAAGAUAUUUUGAUCUUUGAAGACUUUUGUCAGUGUUGGAGGAACUGAGUUCAUAACCAAACAGACUAUUUCACUGAUUGAUGUUAGAAUAUAGAGACAUUUAACAAUUAUCUUUUUUCAUAUGUUUUACAUAUGAUGUUCCUACAACUGAUAUGAAUUCAUUUUGUAUUGUUAAAGCUGUAUGUUUCAACUGAAACUGACGUGUACUGUAACUGAAAAAAGCAUUUUUCAUGUCUGUGAUGACACUAAAACAACUGUAUUUUAAGUCAGUCCAUUAAAUAAAAUGAAUGCUGUGUCAAAAA